UUUUUAUCCAUUCAGAUGCUGCUGUCUUGGACAAUUGGCUUUCUCCUCCUGGCCACAGUCAGAGGGGGAGAGAUCUGCUACGAACCUUUUGGCUGCUUUUCUAAUGAGAAACCAUGGGGGGGAACCACUCAGCGACCUCUCAAGUUAUUUCCCUGGGCCCCUGAGGACAUUGACACCCGCUUCCUUCUGUACACAAAUGAAAAUCCAGACAACUUCCAAGUAAUCGAUGCCGCCGACCCAGAUACCAUCAAGGCUUCAAACUUCCGACUGGACCGCAAGACACGCUUCAUCAUCCACGGCUUCACAGACAACGGGGAGGACAGCUGGCUGUCAGACAUAUGCCAGAAUAUGUUUAAAGUGGAGAAGGUGAACUGCAUUUGUGUCGACUGGAAACUCGGGGCCCGCACAACAUAUUCCCAAGCCGUGCAGAACGUUCGGGUCGUGGGGGCGGAGAUCGCUUACUUCACACAAAUUCUAUCGACCGAGCUGGGGUACAGCCCCGAAGACGUGCACCUCAUCGGCCACAGUCUGGGCGCGCACGUGGCCGGGGAGGCAGGCAGGAGGCUGGAGGGCCACGUGGGCAGGAUCACAGGGCUGGAUCCAGCAGAGCCAUGUUUCCAGGACACGCCCGAGGAGGUUCGGCUGGACCCAUCCGAUGCAGUGUUUGUGGAUGUGAUUCACACGGAUGCUGCUCCCCUCAUCCCUUCCCUAGGUUUUGGAAUGAGCCAAAAGGUGGGCCACCUGGAUUUCUUUCCAAAUGGAGGAGAGGAAAUGCCUGGAUGUCAGAAAAAUAUCCUUUCAACCAUCAUUGAUUUAAAUGGAAUAUGGGAAGGGACCACAAACUUUAUAGCUUGCAAUCACCUGCGAAGCUUCAAGUAUUAUUCAAGCAGUAUCCUCAACCCCGAUGGCUUUCUGGGCUACCCCUGUGCCUCCUAUGAUGAGUUUCAGGAGAAUGGCUGUUUCCCUUGUCCAACUGAAGGAUGCCCCAAAAUGGGACACUAUGCUGACCAAUUUAAGGGGAAUACCAAUGCUGUGGGACAAACAUUUUUCCUGAACACAGGAGAUAGUGGUAACUUUACUCGCUGGAGAUAUAGGGUAUCAGUCACACUGUCUGGAGAAAAGAAACUGAGCGGGUACAUCAGGAUUGCUUUGUAUGGGAGUAAUGGAAACUCAGAACAAUAUGAGAUUUUCAAAGGAUCUCUUGAACCAGAUGCAAGUCACAUACGUGACAUUGAUGUGGAUCUCAAUGUUGGAGAAAUCCAGAAGGUUAAGUUCCUCUGGGACAACCAUGUGAUAAAUCUCUUUUCACCCAAACUGGGGGCUUCCCAGAUCACAGUGCAAAGUGGUGAAAAUGGGACUGAGUACAAUUUUUGUAGCAGCGACACUGUUGAAGAAGAUGUUUUGCAAACUCUUUACCCUUGUUAA
Molecule: messenger RNA, 1425 nt
Organism: Lemur catta (Ring-tailed lemur)
Lineage: Eukaryota; Metazoa; Chordata; Mammalia; Primates; Lemuridae
Product: pancreatic lipase-related protein 2-like
Exons: 12
Coding region: 16-1425 (469 amino acids)
Biological process (GO): phospholipid catabolic process
Molecular function (GO): triacylglycerol lipase activity; galactolipase activity; protein binding
Source: RefSeq, a predicted model, not a curated record